AUAGUGGAGCCUGCCCUGCCAUGCCACGAACCAAGCCCAUGUUCAUCUUCUGCAGCGCAGAUCCCAUGGUGUAUCUAUGGACACAUGCGGAUUCCACCAUCCCCGUCUACAGUAUUUAUUAGAGCCGAUUUCUCUGGACGGCCCUCACCUGCGCAAGCUAGACAGUGACCGUGGGAUCAGAACGGCUGAGCGAUCCCAGCCACUCAGCGCAACUACCUCGAGGCAAGGCGCGCAGACAAUCCAGUUCCAAGCUCCAAGCCUGUAGUAUAACCACCAGUCCACGACUCGCUCCGACGACCCGUAGAGCAGAGCGCGGCACAGAGCCCACCUAACCUAAACCUCGCCGCGCCUGCGAGCACAGACCUCCUCUCCUCUCUCCUCCUAUAAUUAUCCACGUCUCGCAGAGCCCAGCCAGGCAGCCACCCCACAGCUGACACUUGCAAAUCACUCCACCAGAAGCAGAAACCACGCCACCGAGAGACCCGGGGGGUGGACGCACGCGCCCGCCCAGGCGGCAUGGGCGUCUUACGGAGCACGCAGAGCAUGCAGGCGGAGGUGGAGGAGAUGCGCGCCGCGCUCUUCCACGGGGGCGCGGCCGCGGCCGGGUGGCGCCCCUCGGCCGGCGACAGCGACGUCAAGCGCGCGGCCGGCGGCGACGAAGGCGCGGCGGGCCCGCGCACCGUGUGCGUGACCGGCGGCAUAUCCUUCGUCGGCUUCGCCAUCGUCGACCGCCUCCUCCGCCACGGAUACACCGUGCGCCUCGCCCUCGAGACACAAGAGGACCUGGACAAGCUGAGGGAGAUGGAGAUGUUCGGGGAGGACGGCCGGGAUGGGGUUUGGACGGUGAUGGCGAAUGUGAUGGAACCCGAGAGCCUGCACCGGGCGUUCGACGGCUGCACCGGUGUGUUCCACACCUCGGCGUUUGUAGAUCCCGGGGGCAUGUCCGGCUACACGAAACAUAUGGCUAGCUUGGAAGCCCAAGCAGCGGAGCGGGUGAUCGAAGCGUGCGUGAGGACGGAAUCCGUCAGGAAGUGCGUCUUCACCUCGUCCUUGCUGGCCUGCGUGUGGUGGCAGAACCAUCCUAAUGAAAGACGGGGCCCGACCAUCCUGGACGAGAACUGCUGGAGCGACGAGAGCUUCUGCCGCAACAACAAGCUAUGGUUUGCACUUGGGAAGACAGCGGCAGAGAAGGCGGCCUGGAGGGCGGCCCGGGGGAGAGACCUCAAGCUCGUCACCGUCUGCCCCGCGCUGGUCACGGGGCCGGGGUUUCGCCGCCGCAACUCUACGGCAUCCAUCGCGUACCUCAAAGGAUCUGGUGUCAUGCUCGCGGAUGGCGUCCUGGCGACGGCGAACGUGGCGACGGUGGCCGAGGCCCACGUCCGGGUGUACGAGGCGAUGGGCGACAACACGGCCGGCGGCAGGUACAUCUGCUACGACCAUGUGAUCCGGAGAGCCGAGGAGUUCGCCGAGCUGGAGCGGCAGCUCGGGAUCCCGAGAAGAACGGCGGCAACGCAGAGCGUCGACGACGACCGUCCAGCGAGGUUCGAGCUCUGCAAAAGGAAGCUGGGGAGGCUCAUGUCCUCGAGGAGGAGGUGCACGUACGAUGACUAUUACUGCCCUGUUACGUUCCAAUAGGGCGCCAAGACAACGCUGCUGGUGGAUUUGAAGGCAGUUAAUUCUAUUGGGUUCGCGCGGCAGGUGACAAUUCAAUCGAGCACCGACUCCCCUGGGUUGCACAUGCUGCUUGAAGAGGUCAAAACCAGAAUGGGAGGGGGUGGAAAAAGAGUAGUAGUGCUAGUUGAUUGUACAUUGUCCCUGUGGACAAAGAGGAGUAGAGACGUACGCGAGUGCGAUGAUGUAUAUAGGGAUAGUGCGAUCUUGUAGGUUAUUUGACGCAUCAAUAAAGUUGGAUCGAAAUUUCCUUU
Messenger RNA from Triticum dicoccoides, 1925 nucleotides. Its product is annotated as cinnamoyl-CoA reductase-like SNL6. The record is from RefSeq and is a predicted model, not a curated record. Gene Ontology annotation, biological process: steroid biosynthetic process. Gene Ontology annotation, molecular function: oxidoreductase activity, acting on the CH-OH group of donors, NAD or NADP as acceptor. The transcript has 4 exons. NCBI's taxonomy places the organism in Eukaryota, Viridiplantae, Streptophyta, Magnoliopsida, Poales, Poaceae. Bases 517 to 1635 code for a protein of 372 amino acids.